UGUCGAGAAUUUUCCAUCUCAGCGUAAGUUUCUACGGUUGGUAACUGCCAUACUAGUAGCGAUUAUGCAAAAAUUACUAAAAGCUAACUUCGCCGGCGUAGUGUGCGCUUUAUGCCUUGUAUCGGUGUUCAGUGCUGAUGACUACUCUUCGACAUGGUCGCUGGAUCCGUUUUUGGGAAGCUAUGACAUGAUAUGGGCGCAGCAAACGAAUAUGAUCAAUUUGACUACCGGGGUUCAAGGGGUACCAUUAUCGGUUACGCUGGGUGGAGAACGACAGACUUUUGUGAAACUGGCCGACGGAAAGUAUCAACAGACGGUGGGCCGGAGUGAUCCCCAAUAUCAAGCAAUAUUGGUAUUUGAGUUGGGCAAACCGGGAUUUCUGAAAAUACCCAAUACGAACAACACAAUCAAUUUUACCAUGAGUAUGGUCAAUGCCACAACCAUCCAGUCAAGUUACCACUUUACCUUCGACAAUGGCCAACGUACUGCGGAUUUUCUUUCGCAGUUUGCAUUUAAACCAGACGCUAGCGGGUUUUUCGAUACGGUUGUAGUGACAAACCCAUCGAAUUUUGUGGCAACGGCGCCAUUCUACCGACUUCCGGAUGGGUAUACCGGACCUAUUACUCUGGGUCCAUCUUGAAAUCCGGACUGCGAUCUCUAGUUCAAUCCAACUGUGAUAAAACGCUUGUUGUUUUUAUCUUUUUUAAAGAACAUGCCUGGCUUCUGAUUUGUGCGAACAUGAGUCUUCAACGAAAUGUUACGUUUUUUAUCUGAAAAAACAGAAAAACCUUUUUGGAAUUCCUAUACCCACUAGCAUUUUACGCUAGUACAGAUACUGGUGCUCUACAGUACUAAUAAUAUUUUACUUUUUGCUAACGGAAAUGUAUUAAUUAUUGCAGUUAGUAAACCUUAGUUUCCUACAACGGGUUUUUUUAAAUG
Messenger RNA from Paramacrobiotus metropolitanus, 939 nucleotides. RefSeq lists its product as uncharacterized. Lineage: Eukaryota; Metazoa; Tardigrada; Eutardigrada; Parachela; Macrobiotidae. The transcript is spliced from 4 exons. The record is from RefSeq and is a predicted model, not a curated record. Bases 65 to 640 code for a protein of 191 amino acids.